Messenger RNA from Manihot esculenta (cassava), 1656 nucleotides. RefSeq lists its product as uncharacterized. The coding region runs from base 1 to 1656 and encodes 551 amino acids. The record is from RefSeq and is a predicted model, not a curated record. The transcript has a single exon. NCBI's taxonomy places the organism in Eukaryota, Viridiplantae, Streptophyta, Magnoliopsida, Malpighiales, Euphorbiaceae.
AUGAAAAUGUUCCUUUAUGAACACGCUGCUAAUAAAGCUAGACAAGAUGAACUAAACAGAAAAUUAGAAGCUCUUACCCUUGAUUUAGCAAGCGUUAAGGAAGCCACAGCAGUGACCGGAAGCAGCACACAAGAACGUACAUCAAAGGCAAAGGGACCAGCCAUUUCCACUGGUUCUGAGACUCAAUCAGGAAAUUCCAUUUUCCCCAAAGUUACUAAAUUGGAUUUUCCUAAGUACAAUGGCCUUGAAGAUUCUAUUAGGUGGAUUAGUCGAUGUGAGCACUUCUUCCGCCAUCAACAAACACCAGAAGAAGAGAAAGUCCAGCUGGCAUCGUAUAAUUUGGUAGGAGUGGCGCAGCCUUGGUACAUGCAGUUUCUUGAUGAUGUUCCUGACCCAACAUGGGUAGAGUUCAAAGAGCAAUGCAACAUCAGAUUUGGACCUUCGAUUCGAUCCAACAAGCUGGGAGAGUUAGCCAAAUUGAAACAAACUGGUUCUGUGGCAGAUUACCAGAAUCAAUUUGAAAUCCUAGUUGCAAGGGCAGGAAGUCUCACACGAAUGCAAAAGGUUCAACUCUAUAUUAGCGGGCUGCAAGAAUACAUAGCUGUAGAGGUAGAACUGCAUCAUCCUAUAGAUUUGGCAACGGCAAUGAGCAUGUCCCGAUUGUAUGAACGAAAGCAGGCAGCUUUGAAACAGUAUGGUUCUCAUGAAAAUAAGAGAACUAGUGCACCAUCAACAUCAAAUUCAUUACCUGCUAGAACGGUGAAAAGGCUAACACGGGCUGAGAUGGAAGAACGAAGACAAAGGGGACUCUGCUUCAAUUGUGAAGAACCAUUUGUUUGUGGUCAUCAAUGCAAAAGGCUAUUUUGGCUUGAUUUAGUGGAGGAAGAUGAUGACAUGGACCUUAGCAAUGACUACCCACAUGACAUAAAGCCAGAAAUUUCACUCAAUGCUAUCACAGGUAUUGGUUCCCCACAAUCUAUGAAGUUGGAGGUCAAUCUGAAUGGACAGAAACUACUGGUUCUGAUGGACUCUGGGAGUACUCACAGUUUCGUUAACUCUGAGACGGCAACACAGCUAAAAGACAAGACAGACCAGAGGGAUAAGUUGCGGGUUACAGUGGCUAAUGGAGAACAAAUAAUUAGCCCAGGUACUUGUCGAAAUAUUCCUCUUACAUUGGGUCAGUACUCAUUCUCUAUUGAUCUACUCAUUCUUCCUUUGACUGGAUUUGAUAUCGUUCUGGGAGUAAAUUGGCUCAGGACUUUGGGACCAAUUUUAUGGGACUUUUCUCACAUGACUAUGGUGUUUUUUAAGCAACAGCAGCAGAUUCAAUUGCAGGGAAUUCAGCCCUCUUCAAUAAAAUUGUGCUCCAUCCAAUCUGAGCACACUUCAGAUGAUCGCUUGCUUGGAUUGCUGGCUGAAUACUCAAAUCUUUUUGCUGAGCCCACAACGCUGCCCUCAAGUCAUCAUUGUGACCAUCGCAUUGUAUUGGAACCACAUACAAAGCCAAUCGUGGUGCGCCCAUAUCGAUAUCCUCAUAUUCAAAAAGAGGAGAUCGAAAAGCAAUGUUCUAAUAUGUUACAGCAAGGGAUAAUCCGUCCAAGUAGAUCAUCGUUCUCUUCUCCGGUGAUUUUGGUUCCCAAGGUAGAUGGAUCAUAG